Messenger RNA from Pocillopora damicornis (cauliflower coral), 1185 nucleotides. RefSeq lists its product as uncharacterized. The record is from RefSeq and is a predicted model, not a curated record. Gene Ontology annotation, molecular function: protein binding. Lineage: Eukaryota; Metazoa; Cnidaria; Anthozoa; Scleractinia; Pocilloporidae.
AUGAUCGAAUAUUGCGUUUCUGGCUAUUUUUGGCACAAAUCGAUCAAUGAUGCAAAACCGAGAGGGACGACCCUGCCAUACGGCAAAGAGCACGUUGAUGUCGCGGAUGCUCACAGUAGCUUGAGUCCCACAAAGCCAAAGUUCUUGGGGGAUUUUCAACAGGUUCAGGAGCCUUAUGAACGUCCUUUAGACAGUCAGUUGAAAAUACUUGGACCCGGAUAUGUAGAUGUUGCCAUCGCUCACCACAUCGACUUGCGUGAUCUGCAACAGGCCAAAGACCAUUACGAACGUGCUCUAGACAUUCAAUUAAAAAAGCUUGGACCUACGCAUGUUGAUGUCGCGCGUACUUACCAUAGCCUGGGUUAUGUAAACCUUAACUUGGGUAACCUGCGACAGGCCAUAACAGAUUAUGCACGUGCUCUAGACAUUCGGCAGAGAAUGUUUGGAAUCGAGGAUAUCCAUGUCGCGCUCAGCUGCCAUAACAUGGGUGAAGUAUAUCAGCAGUUAGGUGAUCUGCAACAGGCCCAAGAAUGCUUUGAAAUUGCCCUGCAGAUUCGAUUGAAAAAGCUUGGACCCAACCACAGCGAUGUCGCUCUUUCAUACCAUACUUUAGGUGUUGCACAUCAGCAGCUGGGUGACUUGAGAAAGGCCAAGGAGUAUUACAAACGAGCUCUAAACAUUGCGUCUAUGCACGAGAACCAAGGUAAUGCAUACCUUAACGUUGGUGACCUACAGUUCGCCAAGGAACAUUACGAACGUUCUCUAACUAUUAGGCUCAGAACGCUUCGACUCCUGAGAAAGCAUGCAUUUCUGCAGGUCGCUGUCGCGCGUACUUACCAUAGCCUGGGUAAUGUAAACCUUAGCUUGGGUAACCUGCCACAGGCCAUAACAGAUUAUGCACGUGCUCUAGACAUUCGGCAGAGAAUGUUUGGAAUCGAGGAUAUCCAUGUCGCACUCAGCUGCCAUAACAUGGGUGUAGUAUAUCAGCAGUUAGAUGAUCUACAACAGGCCCAAGAAUGCUUUGAAAUUGCCCUGCAGAUUCGAUUGAAAAAGCUUGGACCCAACCACGAUGAUGUCGCACGUUCAUACCAUACCUUAAGUGUAUUACAUCAUCAGCUGGGUGACUUGAGAAAGGCCACGGAGUAUCGGAAACGAGCUGUUCACAUUGAGUUGAAAAAGCUUUGA